UUACUUCCGCUAACAGGCUAAAAAAAAAAAAGCUAACAGGCUCGAGUCUUUUAACGGUCCAGCUGGAUAUGGGGGAAGCCGACGUGACGCUGAACCAGGCCGACGAGAAGCCCCCGGACUCGGGGUUGGUUCCCGGGGAGGACUCGGUGGUCUGGAGCCACGAGGUGGAGGUCUGUCUGUUUCACGCGAUGAUCGGACACAAACCCGUGGGAGUGAACCGACAUUUCCACAUGAUCUGCAUCAGAGACAAGUUCAGCCAGAACAUCGGACGCCAGGUCUCGUCCUCCGUCAUCUGGGAUCAUCUGGGGACCAUGUACGACAUGCAGGCUCUGCAUGAGUCAGAAAUCCUCCCGUUUCCAAACACAGAGAAGAGCUUCAGUCUCCCUGAUGACAUCAUCCAGGAAGUGAAAGAAGGUAAACUGGGCUCAGAGGAGGAGACCAAGGAGGAGUUCAGGAUGGAGAGAGAACCUCCUGCUACUCAUGAAGAAGGGAGUAACUCCUCUGUGAAGAUGUCGGAGCGAGUGAGCAGCAGUCGGGAGAAGGAGAGGGAGCGAGACAAGGAGAAGGGAGGAAGUGAAGGAGCAGCGGCGGCUCCAGGAGGAGGAGGAGGAGGAGGAGGAGGAGGAAGUACAGGAGGAGGCGCGGGAGCAGGAGGGAAGGAGGCGGAAAAGAGGAAGAGGAGUAGAGCGGCGGAGAAGCUGCUGUCGCCCUCCAACCCCUCUAGUCCAGGAGGAGCCAAGAGGAGGCGCACAUGAGGCAGGAGGAGCAGGAGGAGGAACACAUGUAGAAGGAGAAGAAGCGGCUCGCUGUGAUUGGCUGCUUCCCACCUGUCACUCUAAUCCGAGCGCGCUCAGAGGAGUGGGUUCAGGUUGUAGUUUUUAUCUGUAGUUUUGUGUUGGUAUGUGUUGGUUUUCCCUGAGUUUGGCCUCUCAGGCUGCAUCACUCCACCUGAACUCUAGACAACCAGGAAGCAGCGAACGCCUCGUUAAUGAGCGGGGUCCUUAACGAGCGAGAGGGGAGGGGUCCUUAACGAGCAGGAGGGGAGGGGUCCUUAACGAGCAGGGGGUCCUUAACGAGCAGGUGAAGGCUGGGUCACGUUACGUCUCUUUCUGUUUCCCUGAUUUCAGAUUCAAGUCCCAGUUUGUUCUCACAUUAGGUAACUACAACUCCCAGCAUGCAUUACGGCAAGAAACAUUUUCCUUCCUUCCUCAGACAGCUGACUACAGCUCCCACGGUGCAUUUGGGCGAGAACCGUCCAAUCAGGUCGUGCGGUGCGCUGUUAUUAAUUAUUUUUAUUUUUUUUAAUCUUCGUCCCUCAUUCGUGCAGCUGCACCAGGGCAUCAUGGGUGUUGUAGUACUCGGGCCUCUUUGGCUGCAAACUGUCAGUUGUUUGUGACCUUUUGAUUUUUAUCUGUCACCACGGUAACGUUACGUGGCCACGCCUUUGUAGUUGUAGCUCCACCCCCUGUGACGACGAUGAUGAUGAUGAAGAUGAAGUGUUUCUACUGAGACCAGAGGUUCAGACUCGGCUCCGCGCGUCUUUUUCGUUGUUUUCUUUUACAUUUUUAUUUACUUUGGUUUUUCCUAUUGUUGGAUUCUUUUAUACUUUGUUGCAGUUGGAUGAACAAGAGACGUCUUAAUUUAUUCAUGAUGAUGCUGUGUCAUUAAAGAUAAACUCUGAUCA
Molecule: messenger RNA, 1684 nt
Organism: Mugil cephalus (flathead mullet)
Lineage: Eukaryota; Metazoa; Chordata; Actinopteri; Mugiliformes; Mugilidae
Gene: mrgbp
Product: MRG/MORF4L binding protein
Exons: 5
Coding region: 69-755 (228 amino acids)
Biological process (GO): regulation of transcription by RNA polymerase II
Cellular component (GO): nucleus; NuA4 histone acetyltransferase complex
Source: RefSeq, a predicted model, not a curated record